AUGCCGUCCUCAUCACUCUUUCUGAGGUCGAGCACCACACUCGUUUCUGCUUUGUUGUUGCUUUCUUCGUCUGCUUUUGCUGAUACUUCAACCUACUAUGCGCUGGACACGGAAUAUUCGGGCUCAAAUUUCUUCGAUGGGUUCAACUUUUUUGCGGACGCCGAUCCGACCCAUGGCUUCGUCACUUAUGUUGAUGAGGGUACGGCCCGGGACAACAACUUGAUCUCUUCGAAUGGCGGGUCGGUACAAAUGAGAGUUGACAGCCAGAACCCAUACAAUGGCAACGUGGCGUACUCCGGUAUCAACGGGGUUGGACGGCCGAGUGUCAGGAUUGAAAGCGUCAAGUCGUGGACACAUGGUCUCUUUGUCGCCGACAUCAAACACAUGCCUACCACGACAGAUGGCUCAGGCUGCGGUGUCUGGCCGGCAUUCUGGACUCUCGGUUCUGGCACGUGGCCUUAUAACGGAGAAGUCGACAUUAUCGAAGGUGCCAACAACCAAAACACCGUCCUAACCGCGGCCCACGUUGCUGGCACCUGCGUUAUUUCUCAAAGUCCCUUUGAAAUGACCGGUACUUCGAACGGUGUCAACUGUCAGUACGACGUCAACACGGGCGCCAAUGCGCAAGGUUGUGGUGCUUUCGACACCCACUCCAACAGCUACGGACCGGGCUUCAACUCCAACCGAGGCGGUGUCUAUGCGAUGGAGUGGACUUCGGACGCCAUCAAGAUCUGGUUCUUCCCCCGAAACUCCAUCCCUUCGGACAUCGCGUCUGGAACUCCUGACCCUUCGGGUUGGGGAUCGCCGGCCUCCAUCUUCAACGGCCCAGGCUGCGAUAUCGAUGCCAACUUUGAGGAUCACAGGAUCAUCUUUGACACCACCUUCUGCGGCGACUGGGCUGACGCGACCUGGUCCAGCGGUGGUUGUGCAGCCAGAACGGGCGUGAAUUUAUCAAUCCCGACCCGUCACCACGACAACUUCAACUUCUACCACAACUUCUACCACAACCUCGACCUCGACAACUACAACUACAACUACGACUACGACUACAACCACACUGGUCACCACGGCAUCGACACCAUCAUCGACACCGUCAUCAUCAUCGACCUCGACAACCACAACCACGCUGGUCACCUCAACGAGCCCCGUGUCCACCCAGUCAAGCAGCACAUCGGCACCCACAACCGCAGUACAUCGGUACCCACAACCGGUGGGCCUGUCAUCGACACGACCAGCUCAACUGUGACGACCACGCCGUAUGUGCCCACUACAACCCCCAGCAGCUCCACCAGCCUUCCUGAGACAAGCACCACGUCGCAAUCCGUUACAGGAGGACCUUUCUUCCCCAGCAGCAGCAGCACCAGCACCAGCAGUAGUAGUAGCACCCAUUACGGCGGAGGGCCAGCGACGACGUCCGAGCCAUUCACCGCCACUACUACGACCUGGGCAGACUGGUCCGGCCCGAGCUCCAGCCCCGUGAGCCUCAGCACGCCUGGUUCAUCGAGCUCGUCAACCUUCCAGUGGCAAGACUGGACCACCUCGAGCACCAAGCCUGUUGAUCCGGCGACGACAACGUCAGCGACAACGUGGGGCGACUGGAGUGACUCGGACUCGAUCGUGACCGUGACAAUUACCAGCUAUACCACCAAGACCACCACCAUCACGACCACGCACUGCGGCUGCACCGAGACGCCCGUGCCCACGGCGUGCAUGACGACCGUGACCUUCACACCGUCUGCCGGCUGGCCAUUCAGCAAGCCGAUCGUCGCGACCGUGCCGUGCGCAGCCCCGGCUGGAAACACCUCGCCGCCCGUCGUGCCGACCUCGACCGCUCCGGCUCCAGGACCGAGCGGAUCCUGGGGCUGGGGUAGCGGCAGCGGCAGCAGCAGCAGCGGCAGCGGCAAACCCGUAUCGCCUGUCUCUGCGGCCUCGACGGGCACGGACACAGGAAGCGCGUGGGUGAGCCCGAGCGUGACCCUCGCGACCACCUUGACAGUCGCGCCCGUGCAGUCUUCCGCGCCCGCGUGGGUCGCCGCGGCCAGCAACUCAGCCACGCCGGUCACGCCGGUCACACCGGUCGCUCCCGCGAGCACCAGCCCCUGGGUGGCGCAAUACACCGGCGCCGCGGGCCGCACGACACUGAACGGCCUUGCCAUGCUCUCGGCCAUCGCGGUCGCGCUGCUCGGCGUGUUUGCUCUGUAA
Molecule: messenger RNA, 2202 nt
Organism: Fonsecaea nubica
Lineage: Eukaryota; Fungi; Ascomycota; Eurotiomycetes; Chaetothyriales; Herpotrichiellaceae
Exons: 7
Coding region: 1-2202 (733 amino acids)
Biological process (GO): glucan catabolic process
Molecular function (GO): hydrolase activity, hydrolyzing O-glycosyl compounds
Source: RefSeq, a predicted model, not a curated record